Molecule: messenger RNA, 4031 nt
Organism: Eurytemora carolleeae
Lineage: Eukaryota; Metazoa; Arthropoda; Copepoda; Calanoida; Temoridae
Product: protein NRDE2 homolog
Exons: 38
Coding region: 1-3726 (1241 amino acids)
Biological process (GO): regulatory ncRNA-mediated post-transcriptional gene silencing; negative regulation of RNA catabolic process
Cellular component (GO): catalytic step 2 spliceosome
Source: RefSeq, a predicted model, not a curated record
AUGAAUAUUUAUGACCUUUUGGACAGUCUAGGGGGCCUGGCACAUUGGGAAAUAACCGUUGACGUAACUGAACUUUUAUUACAGGAUGCUCCAGAUCAAGUAGAAACUCCAGUUUGGUUGAAGAAUCAAAGUUUUCAGCAGUUUCAAGAUUCCGCUAGAAUCAAACAAAUUAAUCAAUCUAAAAAUAAAAAGAAAAAGGAGAAGAAAAGGCGCAGUAGAACAGAUUCAAGAUCAAGAUCAAGAUCAAAAUCAAGACCAAUUUCAAUAUCUUCUAGUUCGAGCCGAUCAGGAUCAGAAGAUAGGGAACACAAAAGUUCAAGAUUAAGAAAAACUAAAAGAAAGAACAGAUCGCGAAGUAAAAGUUCAAAAACAAGGAAAGGAUCAAAAUCCAGGAAAAGGUCUAAAUCUAGAAAAAGGUCCAAAUCAAGAAAACGAGCUAGAUCUAGAAGAAGAUCAACCAGUUUAACAAAGUUGGGAAAAAGAUCUAAACAUUCUAAAAGAUCACGAUCAAGACAACGGGAGAGAUCAAGAUCAAGACAAAGAAGAAGAUCAUCAUCAGAGCGUAGGAUAAAGAAGAAGAAUAAAGAUUUUGACCCGGCCACGGAUGUUUUCAUAAUCGAUGCUAAACCUGACAAAACAUUGAAGUUUGUUGUUGGAACCUAUGGAUAUAGAAUACCCUCAUACAAGGUGAAGGUUCGCGGUGUGCUGGGUUGGAGUAAACAAGCACAGAGAUUUCAACGCCUGGAGGACUUCAAACGGUUUCACAACAGAACCUACAUCAAGAAGUUUCUCAAGACUAAAAGCCUGCUGCACCUAGACAGAGAGCAUAUUCAGACAGCAAAUGCAACAUUACAGGAGAGUUUGAAUAAAGAAUACAUAAGAAUUAGUGAUGAGCCGGAAAAGGAACAGGAUGAGGAGGAAGAAUAUGAUAAAAUGAAAUCUUUAUAUGAUGAUGCAACAAGGAAUUAUUUAGCGGGGGUAGGAGGUUUAACCCCUGAUGUGGACAAGACCUUGGAGGAGUUCGAAAACCCCCAGAUUCGACAACGUAGGUUGGAGUUUAACUCUAAACUCAGGGAUACUCCGACCAAUGUUAACCUUUGGAUCGAGUUCAUCGAUUUCCAGGAUGAGAUUUUAAAAGAGUCUGUCUUUGAUCUUGAUGAUGAUCUUGUGAAUAAAACUGUAAAGAAGAGGAGAGGUGAAGUGCUUAGAGCCAAGGCUGUAACAGAGCGUAAGCUGGCAAUCUGUAGAACAGCAAUACAGAAGAAUUCAAGAUCUAUUGUGUUGGCGGUCAAACGACUGGAACUUUCAAGGGACCUAUUGGACUCCAAGACCCUGGAUCAGCAAUGGAAGGAAUUAAUAUUUGUGUAUCCGGACAAUAUUGAUUUAUGGAAGCGUUAUCUUCUCUUUGUUCAAACAUUUUAUAUCAGGUUUUCUGUAGGGGAGACGAUAAAAGCGUACAAAACUGCAAUAUUCAAACUGAGAGAGCAGCAAAGAUACUUUGCUGAACAUGGUGAACUAACCCGUCUGUUCGAACUGGAGCACGGUAUAUUGGAUAUUCUUUGCCAGCUGGUCAGCUUACUAAUACAGAGUGGUUAUGUCGAGAAGGGAAUAGCUAUUUGUCAGGCUUUGCUUGAGUUCAACCUUUUCUCUCCCGAGUUUUCUAGUCCCGGCGGAAGCGACUUUGAUGACGCAGUGUCUCUGCUAGAACCGGUUUGGGAGCGUGGAUGUCCACGUGUCGGAGAAGAUGGCGCCCAGGGUUGGGGGGUUGAACUAAACAGAAUGAAUCAGAUGGAAGAAAAGAAUUUAAAAGAGGACGAAGACUGGGAAGACGACAUUAUUGCUGAAGCCAAGGACAGAUCUUUCGGGGAAACUUGGUUGGACCUGGAGCUGGGUCGUGAAGUAAGACAAUGGAGUCCAUGGAAGGACGGGGAUGAGCUCCCUGAGGACAAGGAGAGGUUCGUCGAGUUUGAAUUUGUCUGCGGGUUCCUUGUAGAUUUUUCCAGGAAGGAGACAAAGUUUCGUCUGUUUGUAUCUGUGCUUACCCUGCUGGGUGUAGAGUGGAGGGACAAGGAGUUCUCCAACCUUACCAGAUCAACCCCCAUGGAGGCAUACUACAACACAGACAAGAUGUACAACCAGAACCUCUACAACGGAAUCAAGAUGCUGCAAGAUACUCUACCAACAAUAAAGAACAACGAAUCUUUAGCAAUAUUCAUCCAUAAUCUGUUUGCACAGUGUUACACCCGUUUUCAGGAACCAUUCCGUACCAACAUUAUGUUGGUCUGGUUAGAGUACGAAGCUGAGAUAAUCCGCCAGAACAAGGGACCAGCAGCUAAAGAGCUCAGGAAGGAUUUGAAAAAACUAGUGCGGUGCUUGUUGAAGGAGGACAGGAACAACCUGGACCUGGUGGUGAAGUUUGCGGAGCUGGAGUACGAGAUGGAGGGAUAUGCAGUAGCUCAACCUAUACUGGAAACUGCUAUGCGAGCCUCCAACUCUAAUUUCCUGAAGUUAAACACAGAAGAAGGUUUUCUGUCGGCUACUCUUCUCUACAGAGCUUCAGUAGAAAUGGAACUCAGAGAGAUGAUAAAACUGCAGAACGAUAGAAAAGAGCAUCCAGACAAUACCAUUAGCGACUCAAUUCAUAGAAAUCGUAUGCAAUGGGUUCUAGUUCAUAUCGGAUGUGGAAAGAAAUAUUCUCCUUAUUCUCCGGAGAAAAACGAUGUUAUUUUAUCUCUUCUAGAAGGAGCUCAGCGUAGUUUCCAGGACUGGAUACAGGAGGAUAUCCAGGAUAUAUCCUGUAGCAGGGUAUUCCAGAUGGCACCUUUUGUCAGACAUUCGAUCUGUGAUGUUAUAUUUUUCCAUGCUUGGUUAACCAAAUUCUCAGCGGGUACACAGACUGCUGUGAGUAUGGUGGCAAGUGUACGGGAUCAGAUAAAGUCUAAUGAUCGACCGGGUAGAUUUGACCAGCUUGCGCUGACCCAAAGCUUCCUGGUCGAAAGCCUCGACAAGAUCUGUCUGGACAUGCUGUGGUUCGACUCGGUCUUUGACGUCCUGGAAAAGCAAAGACUCAGGAACUUUUAUCUCUACUGUAUAUCUCGGCAUUCGAGGAGUAGAUAUUUUCAGAACAAACUAGUUUUAGUGCAGGAUUCUACUAGUAUAGUAAACAAUAUUUGGCAGGAGAUUCUCAGCUCUAUUCAGGAUACUAAGAAGACUAACCUUGCUCUGAUAGAGGAAGCCUGUGAAAUAAGUUUAUCUAAGUUUUUGAGUGUACUGGAUCCCCUGAAUCCACAGCAAAUCCCUGCCCUAGGUUACUGUUUCUUGUAUAAGCUGUCUAACCUACUAGAACGCUGUGUUGCUAAACCGUUUCUUAAGCAUUCACCUCUCAUAUGGAGAUUACUACUCUGGUGCACCAGUAUAGAGAGUUUAAGGAAGGAGGGUAAGGUUGGCUGUGAAAAUAUAAAAAUAAUGCUCUACAGGGCAAUCCAAGAUGUUCCAUGGUGCAAGGCUCUGUACCUGGAUACUGCGCUGUACCUGUCCAGGAUUAAUGAACUCAGCACAACUAAGAAGAAACCGGUUCUUCAAAGUGACGGAGAGGGGGAAGAGGAGGAGGUGAAGUUUGAAUAUAUUUCUGGCAGUCUGGAGCACAUCAACGAGCUCAUGGUGGAGAAAGAGAUUAGGCUGAGGUUACCCUUGCAGGAGCUUGAGGUUCUCCUGGAGCCUCUAUAGAAAGGAGAUUAGACCGAGGUUACCCUUGGAGGAGCUGGAGAUUUUCAUGGAGUUUCUAUAGCAAGGAGAUUAGACUGAGUUUACCUUUGUAGGAGCUAGAGAUUCUCAUUGAGCCUCUUUAGCAAGGAGAUUAUCAGAAAAACUCGAAGGUCUAUUUCACAAGAAAAUUCAAAACCAUUUCCAGUGCCCAAGAGCGUUUUUUUUUUCUCUGAUCAGUUAGGUCACGUAUUGUAGUUAACAAGAUUUAAAAUGUUGUUCUGUUCAAUAUUUAGAAUAAAGUCUGUGAUAAAAUUAUAAUUUUCAGA